CACUAUUACACUGCGGAUUUUUGUACAUUUAUAAGAAAUAGUAAUUUGUCACAACGCACAAAAUGCAUGCGAAAUGCAAAAAUUAUAAAAUAUCCAAAUACAGUACUCUAUAAUAUUUAGAAAAACAUUGGUAAAUUCCAACAAUAUUCGUUUUACUGUAAGUAUUAUAUGAAGUAGUAUAUUUUAAAAGGAUGGGAAAGGUAUUACAAAAGUAUAUGUUUGUUGUGAUUUUUUAAAUAUCAUCACGUCUAAUGAAUUAGCAUUUGGCGAAGAUAAAUAAAACCACGUGAUCAAAAUCUAGGGGAAAUUAGUUAGAAUUAAAAUGCUUGUAAAUGGCAAUAAAAAAACUGUCAGAGCGAUGCGUGGAAAAUUAACUAUAUUUGUGCAUGCGUUACAAGUGCUAAUGUUAUAAUUUUUAGUUUUAUUUGUUUAUUUGUGGUUCAUUGUUCAAUGGAAGUUGAAUGUAAAAUUCUUCUUGUUCUACUCUAAUCGAUGGAUCUUUUGACUGAAAAGAUACUUGUGUGUUAUUUGAUUCUUAUAGCGUUACAUUGUGACAUUCUAAAAAUAAGGGCCAAUUAUUACAUAUACAAAAGAUAUUGAAGAAUUUUAAUUAUUUUGUUAUUCAUGACGAUGUUGUAAAUGUAGUUUGAUGAAGGAAAAAUAUUUCUUUACAUUAUAUAAAUAUACACUCGUACAUUUUGAUAACCUAUCCCAAAGAACUAACCUCAAAAUGAGUUACAACAAAAAGGUAUCAUAUUUCUACAAUCCAGACGUAGGAAAUUUCCAUUAUGGUCCCGGACAUCCAAUGAAGCCUCACAGACUUGCUGUAAUCCACAGUUUGGUAUUAAAUUAUGGUUUGCACAAGAAGAUGCAGAUCUAUCGUCCAUAUCGUGCAAGCACCCAUGAUAUGUGUCGCUUUCAUUCAGACGAGUAUGUUGAAUUUUUACAAAGAGUGACCCCACAAAACUUGCAAGGAUACACCAAAUAUCUAAGUCACUUUAACGUAGGUGAUGACUGUCCUGUUUUUGAAGGAUUAUUUGAUUUCUGCUCCAUGUACACGGGUGCUUCUCUAGAAGGUGCUACAAAACUGAAUAAUAAUUGCUGUGACAUUGCUAUUAAUUGGAGUGGAGGGCUGCACCAUGCAAAGAAAUUUGAAGCUUCUGGUUUCUGUUACAUUAAUGAUAUCGUAAUAGCAAUCUUAGAAUUGUUGAAAUACCAUGCUAGAGUACUUUAUAUAGAUAUAGAUGUCCACCAUGGGGAUGGAGUACAAGAAGCAUUUUAUCUCACGGAUAGAGUGAUGACAGUAUCUUUCCACAAGUAUGGAAACUACUUCUUUCCUGGUACUGGAGAUAUGUAUGAAAUCGGAGCAGAAAGUGGACGAUAUUAUUCUGUUAAUGUACCCUUGAAAGAGGGCAUUGAUGAUACAUCUUAUGUUCAAGUAUUUAAGCCUGUUAUAUCUCAUGUAAUGGAGUUCUUCCAACCAACUGCUAUAGUCCUACAAUGUGGAGCAGAUUCGCUCGCAAAUGAUCGUCUUGGCUGUUUCAGUUUGAGCACAAAAGGUCAUGGAGAAUGUGUGAAAUUCGUGAGAGACCUAAAUGUGCCAUUACUUACUGUUGGAGGAGGAGGAUAUACAUUGCGUAAUGUCGCGCGUUGCUGGACCUACGAAACCUCUUUGCUCGUCGAUGAACAAAUCAGUAAUGAGCUACCCUACACAGAAUACCUGGAAUACUUCGCACCAGACUUUACAUUGCAUCCUGAUGUUGUAACCAGACAAGACAAUGCGAAUAGCAAACAGUAUUUGGAGGCUAUUACGAGACACGUUUAUGAUAACUUGAAAAUGAUUCAACACUCUCCAAGCGUCCAAAUGCAGGAUGUUCCAUGCGAUGCGUUGCCUCCAGAGGAAGAAAGGCAACCAGAACCUGACCCUGACUCCAGGCAAAAUACACAGGAUACUGAUAAGAUAGUUGAACCAAAUAAUGAGUAUUAUUCCGGAGAAAAAGAUCAGGACAAAAUGGACGUAAGUGAAUCGUGAUAAAAGUCCGGACAAAUUAAACAUAAAAUGGAAAUAACGUUGUAGUAGGAAGCCGAUUAUAUACACCAGUAUGAAACAACAAACGAUUGAAGACUAAUUUCUUCUGACGCGAAACUUGUAAAUACUGUGGCGGCACUCAAUAGCAAAUACCUCGACACUAACUAGUGUCAGACGAUGACAGCGCAGUGGUUAGCGCCUUAGGUUGCGAACAUUCGGGACUCGGGUUCGAAUCCCGGCGACCAGAGUCCGAUUUUUCUUCUACACAUCAAAAGUGGAAGAAAAACAGCCGUACCCCAUCAGCGACAUCCUACAGCUUAGCAGCGCUGCAAUUAUCACGGACAAAACUUACAUCUCAAUAUUAUACACAAAACUUGUAAAUAUCAUCGAUUUAUUAAAAAGACUUUUUUCUUAA
Molecule: messenger RNA, 2444 nt
Organism: Bombus terrestris (buff-tailed bumblebee)
Lineage: Eukaryota; Metazoa; Arthropoda; Insecta; Hymenoptera; Apidae
Gene: HDAC3
Product: histone deacetylase 3
Exons: 2
Coding region: 650-2032 (460 amino acids)
Molecular function (GO): histone deacetylase activity
Source: RefSeq, a predicted model, not a curated record